This is a messenger RNA of Notolabrus celidotus (New Zealand spotty), 1853 nucleotides long. RefSeq names its product kelch-like protein 34. Gene Ontology annotation, molecular function: protein binding. The transcript has a single exon. Lineage: Eukaryota; Metazoa; Chordata; Actinopteri; Labriformes; Labridae. The record is from RefSeq and is a predicted model, not a curated record. The coding region runs from base 63 to 1853 and encodes 596 amino acids.
GUAUAUCUUUUCCUCUCACCUCAUUUUUUUUUCUUCCCCCUUGCCCCCCUCCUAUCUUCCGGAUGGAUAACUACUCCCUGCUCUACAGUUCCUCCCACAGAACCGGACUUCUCUCGGGUUUUCAGCGCCUGCGCUCUCAGAGGAGGAUGUGUGAUGUGGUCCUGGAGGCCGGCGGUGUAUCCUUCCCGUGUCAUCGCGCCCUUCUGGCCAGCUCCAGUGACUAUUUUUGGGCCCUCUUUGGAGAGACGACCGCGGAGAGAUUAGCGGAUUCCAUUAGCCUCCCGGCGCUAACGCCAGAGGGUUUAGACGCCAUUCUGGACUUCCUGUAUUCAGGCUGGCUCAGCAUUUCACCGUGCACUCUUCCUGUUGUCUUGGCGGCAGCCAGGUACCUGCAGGUGGAGCCGGCUGUGUCGAUAUGUGAACGCUUUAUCAUUGAUGGAUUAAACGCUGAGAGUUGUUGCUGCUAUGCUAACCUAGCUGAGCAGCACGCCCUUGUGGAUGCUCUUGAAGCAGCCAAUCAAACCAUCGCUACGGAGAUGGAGACAUUGCUUAAGGACGGAAGGGAUGACCUUCUAGGAUUGAAUAUCCAAUCACUGAUGGCUGUACUGGACGCUGACGAGAUCCCUGCAGUGAAGGAGGCGGAGCUUAUAAAGCUAGCUCUGGAUUGGCUGGAUGAAAAUGGACCCAUAUCCCUUCUGAAAUCGAAUCUUCUGCUGAGUCAUCUUCGCUUUGGGUUAGUCGCCCCCUCUGACCUCAGCGAUCUUAGCCACGCCCACAAAGCCAUGGCCACACCUCUCAUCAGGAGUCAGCUGACCCGAGCAUUAGAGUACCACAGGAUGGGUGCAGCCCAGCCAAUCACACAAACCAGACAGUCCACACUUAGAGCAUUGCCCAAUUAUGUGCUGCUAGUUGGCGGAGGGUCCAACCCUGAUUGGCCGGAGCAGCAGGUGCUGGCGUUCGAUCCUAGAAGCAGGAAGUUCUCAUCUUUGAAUUCCAGUCUCCCGCUGCGACUGAGGAAUCACUGCGUGUGCUCGGUUGGAGGGUUCCUUUUUGUGAUUGGAGGAGAAGAAGUAAAGGAGGGAGAUAAAGAUGAGAAAAGUUCUGUCAAUGUAGCAACUUCCAACCAGGUGUGGCGCUAUGAUCCACGUUUUGACUCCUGGGAGAAGAUGGAGUCCAUGUUGGAAAGGCGGGCGCAGUUUACCUGCUGCGUGGUGGAGGGUAUUAUUUAUGCCGUAGGUGGACAACAUACCCAACAUGACGCCAACAGGCACACCUCUGUGGCAUCUGCUGAGUUUUAUGACAUGGCUACAGGGUCCUGGAGGAGAGGACCUGCACUGCCUCGCCCUCUUUACGGCCACGCUUCAGCUGUGCUUGACAACAACAUCUAUGUAUCAGGUGGCGUACCAGGCAACCAGGACAGCAGUAUCAACCAGGACGACCACAGAGAGAGCAGCAAGGAAGUCCAUAUCUGGGACCCGAAAGGACGAGUCUGGGAGAAGCGAGCGCCCAUGUCCAUCGCCAGAUUCAGGCACCGUUUGGCGACCGCCCAUGGCUACAUCUACGCCCUGCUGGGAAUGUACGAGCCUUUCUGCGAUAUCGAACAGUACAAUGCAGCGAUGGACCACUGGACCCGUCUUAGACCGCUUCUCAUUGGCUCUUUCAACUACGGGAUGGUGGCAAUGCCAUCCGGGAAUCUUCUGGUGUUUGGAGGGAGGAAAUGGAGCGACGGACAGGAGGUGAUAGUGAAGAGUGUGUUGGAGUAUGAUAUGAAGAGAGAUCGCUGGAGGGAGAUCUGUCAACUCCCCAGACCUCUCACGGGGACUGAAUGCACACUGCUCCCAUUACCGGACUGA